ACCAGUCGCUUUCAAAGCCGCCGCGGCGCGUGGUUGCUCGGACGCCCGCCGUUUGCGCUCACUCGGGGCACUGAUUGCGUGCUAACGCUGCUCCCCGGAAAGCGUGCUCAGCCGCGGCUUGGCACGCGCGGCAAGCCGCUCUCUUUUGACACGCGCGUGACAAAACCGUGCUCCUGUCGUCACUUGGCACGCUCUACGUAGCAGGAGCUCCCUCAUCUUCUUCGUGAUACUCUAUUACUGUGUAUUUCGUAAGUCGACGGCUUAGCUGAAACAACGGCGUUGUGGAUAAGUUGACGACGACUGCAUUCCCAGUGUGUCCCCCUAAAGACAUUGUUCACACGCUCAGCGGCUUUCAGCUUUCGUCCCCAUUCUACCCGCGUGACCUUCUUCGGUGUUCGGUCCUGCCGUUGCGUGGCUGCGUGAGUGGGUGGCUGUGCUAAUUGUGAGGCAACCAUCGGAUCUUUUUCGCCUCUGGCGGCUCGUUCUGUGCUGGCCUCAGUGAACAUGAAUCCCGACUCAAAAACAAUGACGCCAUUCUUGCGCUGGCUUGUGUUCUUCGGCGUCAUCUCCUCAUAUGGCGGCGGUCUCUGCCUGCGCCUGGUGGAUCUCCACGUGCCGGGAGCGGUGCGCAGUGGCGAGCCCGUGCAGCUGCGCUGCGAGUACGACCUGGAGAACGCCGAGCUCUAUUCGGUGAAGUGGUACAAGAACAACGUCGAGUUCUACCGGUACCUGCCCAGCGACGUGCCACCGGGGCAAUCCUACGAGCUGCUGGGCACCUUCGUCGACCACUCCCGUUCGGACAAGAACAACGUGUUCUUGGAGAAGACCGACCUAAACACCGAGGGAAUGUACGGCUGCGAAGUGUCCACUGAAGGCCCCGGGUUCAAGACGGUCAAGGGAGAGCGAGAGCUGCGCAUAUACGUGCUGCCCGAGGAAGGACCACUGAUGGAAGGCUUCCAGCCCCGUUACCAGGUGGGCGACCAAGUCAACAUCACCUGCUACUCCCGGCCUUCCAAACCCAUCGCUACGCUCAAGUGGUUCGUCAACAACAAUGCCGUCCCUGCAAAGUACGAGACACGGGCUGGCACGACGCGGCACGAGAACGGGCUGCAAAGCACGUCCACCACGCUGCACUUCGAAAUGCGGCCUGAGCACGUGUCGCGCGACGUGAUUCGCUUCAAAUGCACGUCGUUCGUCACACAGGCUCAUUCGCGCAGCAGCGAGGAGCUCGUCAUCGGAGACAAAGGACCGCCCAGCGGUCGAGCUCCCCAGGAGUCUAACAGCCCCCGUAUACUCAGUGAGAAGUCGCGCUACGAAGUUGGCGACGAUGUCGAUGUCAACUGCACGUCCAUCAUCACAGAGCACCCUGUUGAGCUACGAUGGUUCGUCAAUGAUCAUGAGGUGAAAGGUCCGGAGGCGGUGCGGUUCCCGAACGUGCGCUACGCGGACGGCACGCAGGCUGCCGUGCUGGGACUUCGGUUCCGCGUCGAGGCGCGCCACUUCAGCGACAGCGACGGACUGCGCCUCAAGUGCACGGCCACGCAGUCGCGCGUGGUCGCCCUCAGCUCCGAGGAGACCGUCCAGGGAGCCCACCAGCGGUCGUCCGGGUUCCGCUUCGCCUCUGACCGUGCCGCCACUUCUUCGCUUAACGGCGGCCGUUUUGCGAGACUCUUCUGCUGGUGGUGGAUCCUGAAGACUCUGCGCUCUGCACUCUAGUCUGGUGGCACAGUGGCUAAUAGAUUGGACAUUUACGUACCUAGAGGAGAGCGAAAAAUUGAUAAUUACAAAAGCUACAAAGAAGGCGACGAUAUGACGUUAGACCGGCAUGAGUGCAAGACAACGGCGCCGGCUCUCAGGCUGGGCCAACAAAACUGUCUGGAGCUGCGAAAACGUUGGCCCGACGAGACGUUCACCACCUUAACGGGAUGCACAGUGUCCUGAGAGCGAAAAAUGCUUGUAUUGGCUAACCGACUGUCGUAUGACGACCGACUGAAAUUCGACAUACAGUAGAAAGAACGCGGUGAAAGCUACCUUCGCCUGUCUCACAUCAUUACCAGUAUUUGCAGUCGCUCUGCAUUCGAGCCAGAAUGAGAAAUCCUGCGGAAACGAUGAGUGUUUAUACAAGCAAGAGAGUUACGGCGCACUUGAAACGAGAACCUGGUUGAAAACUAGGAGACAUGACCUAAUAUUCACACCCAGUGUCAUAUGUCUUACAGACAAGCAAGGUACCGUAUGUGUCACAUAUAUAUAUUUCAGGGCUUCGAGUACUCUGUUGAACGAGGGUAGUGCAACAUAUCUCAUGACUACGCUUUUCUCUUGUUAGAAAGUUUGCCUUCGUUUGAUAUAUUUUGGCGAACAAAAACAGCGCACUCGAAAACGCAGAUAAAGGCCGAGGCGGAUCCACAGCGCUGUAGUGUCGUCAUUGCCUUUGUUUCCGUUUUUGUGUGUGCGCUGUAUUUCGUCAAGGGUGCACCAGCAAACCCAACUUACUUCUCUAAUUAAAUUUUAUAUUUUCUGCUAGGGAGUACACUUUUCUACAGAAUUUCGUGCGAAUGAGUAAUUUUUGUAUACACGGCUCUUUAGGCUCGGCCAUUGGCUCGUUCGCACUCAAGUUAAUUUCGUACGGGAAGUGGCAUUCCACGCUGUAUUUCAUUUAUUAUCCUGUUUGGAUAUAGUAUUUGCCUGUUUCGUUCUGAAAUACACCAACUGGGUGUCGUCUGGGACAAUUCGGUGCACAAAUAAGUAUAUCGACGAAAAGAACGGCAGCCUCUAUUGCUGUUACGACAAAACACGACGCAUGCUGCAUUCGUCGUAGCAGUGAAAGACGGCGCCACCGUUAAUUUGCUAAGAAAAUAUAAGCCUUUUUAUUCGACAUCAGCGCCCACGGGGAGUGCUGCAGGUUUAUUUUGAAUAACACAGGCAACGGGACACUGCAUCUAAAGGUAGCAUUACGCAAAAUAAAUCGCAAGAUGCCAACUUUCUCAGGAACGUGAGUGCAGAAGGUUGAGCAGUUUGUCGGGAAGAGCGCUGUGUAUCUGGCUUUAAUAUUUGCGCAACACUUUGCGGAUAGAGUUGUGAAACCUUACCUCCAGAAUUUCGCUCUUCCUUAUCUCCAACUCGACGUCUGUGCACAGUUGUUGUUGUUGUCGUUGGCUUUUUAUAUGAUCAAAUUUUCCAUCUGGUUUACUUCUUAUCGUGAACGGCAGCAGACUGCAAAACGAGAGAAAGAGUGCGUUGUCCCCGUUUGCAACUUGGCACUUACAAGCUGCGAAAUGUAGCUGCGAGCAAGUAUAGUUCGGCUCCUAAGUUGUGUUGACAUGUGUCUGGGUGUGAUAAAAAGCAGAAAGCAACACUGGCGGCCCCAUGUACACAAAUCACUUGCGCUGGUACACUAACCCAACUGUACCGUAAACCUCAUUUCGCAAAAGAAAAAUAGUUAACACCUCAAGAGUAUAUGAAAAGUCUUGUUCAAUUAAUUAAUCUUCCAGAUGCAUCGACCAUUGGCUAUCGUGGCCGUAGUGUGGCUGACCGGUUUUCUUGUUGAUGUUCUACAAAGUCCUCGGGUAACGGUGUAAUGUUGGCGCCCCCUGUACAUAGAAGAUAUGCACCUGCAAAAAUGGCAUAAAUGUCUCGUGUAUCAUUCCUUUUUGACUUGUUGUUCAGUUUUAACUCACCCUUAUCCCGUAACCUCCGGUGUUGGUCGCUGGAAUCUAGCUGCUGCUAGGAUGCAACCUGCACGUGCGUCAAGGUGUCGGUAUUUCUUCUGAAAUUUCUGGGACGCAGUGUCGCGCAAGACUUACUCGGACAGGCGAAGGUAUUUUUCGCGGUUCUCGUUCCCUUUAACGUCUCUGACGAAUUGGAAAAGACAGCGAACGCUUAGCUCUGUUCGUAGCGCACGAGGGACGUGCGUCACAGUGCUUCGGGAAAUACGACGGUGAGACUGGACACGUUGUGAGCGUCGUCUGCUUCGUGACCGAGGAACUCAAGGUGACUUCGUCGAAAUAGUCAAGAGGGGAGAGAUGGCAUAAUGCUCCAUCCGACCACCGAGAUACGCUCUGAAUGCGACGGCAAUCGUGAGUGACCGGUGCCUCUUCGUGUUGGUGUCGUGCGCGUGACCACGCCGUCCGGCGGCUGCGCAGAACACGCGGCCACUGCAGGUGGGGGUGGGAAGAGCGCAAGUCGAGCCACGCUUUUUCUCUGGACGCAUCUCACGGGGCAGUGCUGUGCGUUAUAACAUGAUGAGCGGAGCUGGUCUCUUUUUAUAUGUAUGUGUGUAUUUUCUAAUUUCAUUUUUCUGUUAUUGUGUAAUACGGUCUUAAGUGUCUUUCGGCCGCAUUUGUUGUAGAUAUUCCUUUGAUGACGUCAUCGCUUGGACACAAAUAUUGAACUUUGCUACAGCACCUCCCAUUCAGUAAGAGUAUCGACUUUCUACUGCACUAUAGGCCGCUUGAGUGGCAGGAAAGUACGAGUCAGGAGUAGUAUGUGAAUAACGACUCUAAAAGCAACGAUUAGUCAUUGUUUAUCUGCAGUAAAAGCAAGAAGUAUGACGCCGAAUGCCCUAGAAUGGGGCUUGCCCUCACGCAAUCGUUAGGCUAGGAGCUUGCUAUCAUAAAAACUACACUGUGGGUAUUAGGCUGUGCCAACUAAACUUCAAGGUAGAAGUAAUACAGGAUGUAAUUUUUUUUGUGUGUGUGAGCGCGAAAGACCCUGGUUCCUCUUUUCAUACACUUUUCAGCAGUUGUUUACAAGCAAUUCGUGAUGAGAAACACUGUACCAGCCUUCAUAAGACAAUGAUUUCCUUCUUUUCGGCAUAAAAACACUCAUAUAUUCAUUUCCUUUCUUUAUUUUUUAACGAUGCAUUCGCGAAGAGUGUAUGUUUGAUGAUACCAUUUACUUAUAUUAGGGCAGAUAUCUAUAGUCAGCCCACGAUUAAUAGUGAGCAUAAUUUCGAAUAUGGUUGCUUGCGCAAAAAGUGACAUAUCAGAUGGCUAAUUUAGGGCAAGUUUCAGAUUACAAGCCAACGGGGAAGAGAAUCCACAAUCAAUAAAAAUAUAACAUACGCUCUUAGUUACUCGUUGUUUUUGGCUUAUUUUCGUGGCUGUUUAUUGACCGUUACCGAGUCGAAAAUGUCAGGCAACGUUAUGAAACCAGAGCACUAUAUUGCGCUAUAAUGCACUAUAUUGCACCAUAUGGUUUGUCUAUUUCUAUGAGAGGAGGUACUAAGAAAGUGAAAAUUAUUUCAUACGAGCAAAGGCAACGUCAUUUCAGUUGCUGGUAGAAUUUUUGCUCGAUGCAUUCGCUGUGUGUAUAGUGCAAUGUCCCGCGUGCGUGUAAACAUGUGCCUCCCAUUUACCAUCGUGUUACCUCAAAGGCACGUUGCGUUAUGUGUAGUUACCGGGACGACCACCGCAAACAGCAGUGACCGCAACCGACGCAUCUAGCACGUCGGGCGAUCAUUCCUAUGUUGCUCAAGUCCCCAGCCAGUGUCUAUAUGUUUGUCGCAAAUGACGGGAAAAGAUUAACCAUUAACCACUCAGCACCGGUUCACCAGUUCCGAAGUUAGUGGAAACUAAAGACGUUUGUUCUGCCCCGUCAGACCUUCUCGCGUGGCCGACGACGUGGCCUUCUCUGACCCAAACCUAUGGCUCGCUGCUGGAUGGAUGCGGCAAUCCCGCCUGGACAUUGGGGACUGCUGCGUCUCCAGUGACAACGCGCCUAACGAAGGAGCUGCUCAACACCAGCGGGGACAACAAGCGAGGACACUCAAAGGACAGCUAACCAUGUGGUCCUCCUUCCUGGUCCUUGUGUCCUUCGUGGAACUCGCACCGCGUCUCCUCCUUUCCCUCGUCCGUAACUUUUGUGCACACAGACGUGCGCGCGCUGUUGAAUCCUUCCCUCCACGCACACCGAGUGCGCGGGCUGAACAGUGGGGAAAAUUUUUAAAAAAAAAGAGACACGCACAGACGCACAUGCCUGUUUUGACUUUGAGGUUUUAACUCUCUGUGUAGUGAGAUGUUUCCAGCUCGCAACCCCCAGUGGAUAUUUUCUUCCCUUGUUUUUUCUUUCUUCGCGCGACAAAAAAAGAAAAGAAAAAACUGCUGCUGCUGUUGCUGAUGCUUGUAUUGCUGUAAAUAUAUAUAUAUACAUAAGCUAUAUAUAUAUUAUUAAAAAUGACAAACUUCAA
Dermacentor andersoni is the source of this 6184-nucleotide messenger RNA. Its product is annotated as cell adhesion molecule 4-like. The record is from RefSeq and is a predicted model, not a curated record. Lineage: Eukaryota; Metazoa; Arthropoda; Arachnida; Ixodida; Ixodidae.